Messenger RNA from Bombus impatiens (common eastern bumble bee), 2251 nucleotides. Its product is annotated as sesquipedalian-1. Gene Ontology annotation, biological process: retrograde transport, endosome to Golgi; receptor recycling; endosome organization. Gene Ontology annotation, cellular component: early endosome; trans-Golgi network; recycling endosome. The coding region runs from base 195 to 845 and encodes 216 amino acids. The transcript has 2 exons. Lineage: Eukaryota; Metazoa; Arthropoda; Insecta; Hymenoptera; Apidae. The record is from RefSeq and is a predicted model, not a curated record.
UCCCACUGUAUCAUGUAUUGUUGCGAGUGCAACUAAAUACGUUUUAAAGGUUAUAAGGUUAUUUCAGUUCAAUAUAAAAGUUGGAAACAAAUUGCUUUCCUACUGAUAAAUAUUAAGACGGAUUAGAUAAGAAAAACAUUACGUGAAGUUAAGAGUUUUCUUUUGAUUCGGUUAAUAGUAUAAUUUCAAAUGCAAUGAAAAUAAACGAGAAAAAUAUGGUAGCUUUUGCAACUUCAGCAACACCAGUAGAUCGUGAAGGUUGGUUGAACAAACGUGGUGAAUUGAAUCGUGGUUAUCAAAGAAGAUGGUUCGUUCUCAAAGGAAAUAUAUUAUUUUAUUUCGACCGACGCGGUGACAAGGAACCUGUGGGCAUGAUAGUUCUUGAAGGUUGUACCAUUGAAUUAGCAGAAGACGAAGAACAAUUUGGUUUUCAGAUCGUAUUUCAUGGUCCAAACAAUAGAAAUUAUGCUCUUGCAGCAGAAUCUCAGGAAUCUAUGGAGCAGUGGAUGAAAGCUUUAGCAUGUGCAAGCUAUGAUUACAUGAAAUUAAUGGUAGCAGAAUUACAAAGACAACUGGAUGCAGCAGAAGAAGAAACAACAAUGGUGAUGGCUCCUGCUCAGUCUCCAAAAGCUCCUCCAAGACAACGACAUAAUCCUUUCAAUAGAUCCGAGUUGCAUCAUCGCUCGCAGAGCGUUAGAUCUGCUCCAGGAAGAACGGAAAAUGUUCCAAGAACGAGGAUAACGUUUCGCGAAUUGCAUAAUAUGUAUGGUAGAAGAAUUUUGGCAGACUUGAAUGAAUGGAGGCAUACGAGAAAAACUGUAGAAGCUCCUUUAAUUAGUUUUUAACGAUGUAUUAUAUACAGAUUGUAAAUAUUUAAUCGGAAAUAAGGUGAUGUGUAGCUGGCGAAAGAAAUAUAACGAAAUUGCAAAAUCAAUUAUCAUAUAUGUAUUAUUUACACAUUAUAAUUUUGCUACGAUUCAGUAUUGAGAAAGAUGGAAUUCUACAUACGCGCUACCUUGGAUAUUCCUGCAAUCGAUCGAUCAACUAUAUUACUCGAUGUUUUAAUUUAAGACUUGGCUAUAUUUCUUCCAUCGAUAAUACGAGUAUUAAGUAUCAUUGGAAUGUACUGUACCAUUUAUUUUUAUAACAACGAAAUAUUUACAAUCAAAAUGUAACAAAAUACUUUCGAUCAUUAAUAGAACAUUACAAAUUUUUGCGAUCGUAAACAAUAGAAGGUGACCGUACAUUACAGUCGUGCAUCAUUCUCAAUGUAAGUUAAAUUACAUAUGGAAUUCAUUCAGAUACCAACGUUUCAUUGUGAAAUUUCAAACAAAUCAAAAUAAUUAAAAUGUAUAAUUGGAACAAUAAUUUCGGAGCAGUAAAAACAAUAUCAAUUAAAGAAAAGCAACUAUUUACGAAGAUUAACGUUUUAAUCUCGGCGCAUUCACGGUACUUUAACUACUUAAGAAUAAUUUUAUCGAAAUUGUACAAGGAAUUGCAAGUAAAACAGAAUGCCGUUACCAUUACUCGAAUUUGAGUGAUGAACGUACAUGAAAAUGUUCAAUAUCAGUUAAUAGUUGAACAAAUAAUAAACCAUAUAGAGUUGUGUAAGUGGUUAAAAAACCGUACAAAUAUCGCUUGGCUUUAAUAAAAAUACUUAGCAAUGCACUAACAACUUUCUUAUUAAAUAUUCCAUUAGAAUAAAUAUUGCAAUCCUAUGUAUAUUUGUAUAAAUGAACAUUUCAUCGAGUUACAAAUCUAAAAUGUUACUUAAAUUUGAAAACACUUUUCUUCCUCACAUCACCCGGUAAAUGUCUGGCACCCAAUAAAAGUCGAGCUUUAUCUUCUUCUUGCGGAGCGGAUUCUUCCUGUGGACCUCUUGGUUUUAUUUGUAAUUUCUGCUUAAUAGCUUGACUUAAUAUUACACGUCUAGAAUCGCUUUUCAUAGCCAAAAGAAGGUCGAGCCAUGUCCAAGUAACAUUAUGAUAUUCCAACGUAGGUAUUACCAGAGCAAAAUCCCGAACAUCUUCCAAAUUUUUCUCUUUAUUUCCCUAUUGGUGGAUUGCGUGUGUAUGCGUGUGCGCGUGGAAAAACAUGUGAUUUAUUAAUGUUAGUUUGGUAACUCGUAAUUUGUUUGAGAGCAAUAUGAAACAGAAAUAUGAUGGUUUCGUGAAAAUUGAUUGUAAAUACCUUAUAAGAGACACGAACGGGUACUUCAGGUAUUUUAAUAUAUAUAAAUAGUUUAUUUUUA